Molecule: messenger RNA, 534 nt
Organism: Hirsutella rhossiliensis
Lineage: Eukaryota; Fungi; Ascomycota; Sordariomycetes; Hypocreales; Ophiocordycipitaceae
Exons: 1
Coding region: 1-534 (177 amino acids)
Source: RefSeq, a predicted model, not a curated record
AUGAAGUUCUCCGCCGCCACCGCUCUCAUCGUCUCCCUCGUCGGGACUGCUCUUGCUGCUCCCGCCAUGAACGUAGCCGAUGCCGCGCUCCUCAAGGAAUCGGGCACCAUGAUGAACAUGACGGAGGGUGGCUUUGCGCCGCAAAAGCAGUACAAGAGGACCCAGAUGGGCAGUGAGCAGAAUAGCCAUGGAAACACUGCGUCGCAAAAGCAGUAUAAGAGGACCCAGAUGGGCAGCGAGCAGGAUAGCCAUGCAAACACUGGCAUGGGCUUUUCGGCCAUGAACAAGGCGGCGACCGGCGAGAGGCGUCUUGUUUCCCGCGGCGAGGCAGUUGGCGCUUCUACCGCCGGUCCGGAGCGUGUUUCCGGUCAAGCAAUGGACAGCAUGGUUGGCGGAUCCAUGCGCCAAGCAAACCCGUCGACACCGAUGGUGGCCAGGAACAAGAUGGUCUAUGCCAACAUGACCACGUCCUCUGCGAAGCUUUCCCGAGACGUCCAAGGGGCCAAAGCUAUGAGCAUGGAAGAGGAUGAAUAG